AUGAUAUUUAUGCACUCCAUGCCUUUAGAUGCCAGGCACACAUCACUACACAGUAAAAGAAAAGUAAGAUCCCAAAGUGGACAAGUUCAGAACGCUACUGCUCCUCUAUUCCCACAAGAGCCCAGCACUGAAUGGCCGAGUGCUCAAACCAGCAAAAGACGCCUGAUUCCCCUGUCUUUUGCAAAUCGUGCUUAUCAAAAUACUUUCAAUCAGCCGCUGUUUUACAGCAGACAAAAUAACUGGCUUGCAAAGCGAUACAACAAUUUAUGGGGGAGAUACCCUAUAGGCAGUAUCAGUACAUAUCAUCCACCGCUAUUACCUCAAGGUUACAACAUAGUUCAAAAUCCAGGAUCGAGAAAUCGGUUAGCAAAAGCAACGAAACUACGGAAUAACGCUGAUGAAGACACGAAAUUUGUAGAGGGAAGAAUUCAAGAAUAUUACGACCAGAGAAUUAACAGAAACAGGAACAAAUGGAUGUUUAAGCCAAUCGGAGGUACCACCCUGCACCUGAAAGAAAUCUUCUUGGGAAGGUGCUGGGAUUUUAUUGAAAAUAGGGGAAAAGAUCUUGAAAACCCGUCCAAAGUGGAUUGUAACGAGUUAUGGGAAACGUUUUCGAAGAGUUUUGCCUUUAAAGGGCCCUGUGAUGUUACUUCCAAGGAUUAUGCACUCUUCUUCGACUUAUAUGACGAGAAACCGCUGAACGACAAAGUAAGUGCCUUAAUGUGCUUUCAGUCAACUUCUUUCUUUUUAUUUUAUGAUUAAAUGAAAUCACGAAAGUGACGUGGAGGUGCCAAUCUCAUCGUGCACUCACUCUCCAAUGAAUUAGAAAUUAUGUUGACAGACAUAGACAUCGCAGACAUAGUUUCUCAAAAGGCCUACUGAUUCAUUAUCCUUUCGUUUGUUAAACCUGCUUAUUAUUCGUGUGUUUUGCAGGUCAUGUUUUGGUCGGGAACCAGAGAACUAACACAUGCGUACACCAGACUGUACGACAAAUUUACAACCUUAGAGGAUACAUUAGCAGGGUAAGAAUAACCAAAACAUGUUUUCCUGAAUCCAGCUCUCUCUAAACAUUCUGAACGAUUUGUUCAUCCUGAUGCUACUAGAUACUUGCUGAACGGCUUGAGAUGGUGUGGCAGCAAAGAGGAUCCUGGGAUCGACUACAAAGAGUGUCCAUAUGAAUGUAGCAAGCAGAAAGCAUUCUGGGGCCUGGCCGCGGCAAAGGUAAACAUUAUAUGUAAACACUUGAGCAUUGUGGUCUUCCAGUUUUUCUUAAAAGGAUACUCGCAGUUUUACUGAGUUCGUUUGCAUCAUCCAAUGCCUCGAUGCCCCCCUUCCUCUCCCUCCCCUUGUAAAAAUUAGGGAAAAACUUAAAGCUUUCCAAAUUUUGACUCUAUCAAAUUGAUAUUUAGUAACCGAGACUGGUCUUAAAUUAAGUAAAUGGCUUUUAAAUAGUACCUUGCAUAAAUCUAGGUAAAAUUUUUUUUUUCUUCCAACAGCUGGCGAGACGAGCAAGAGGCAUUGUCCACGUCAUGUUAAAUGGUACAAGACAGCACCUCGUGGACAGACAGAUAUUUCCUUCAUUCAUGGACGACAGGUUAGAUAUCUCCUUUGUUUUCUAAUCAUAGAUACUAUUCGCCACAAAAGCCUGUAUUUUAGUCAAUAAAAAAGAAAAAUGAGCGGGGAAAUUGUUCUUACUGGUGUCCGAUGAAUCUAUGGGAAAUCAAAGUAGUGCCAAUUCAGGGUCUGUUGGCAAAUACAAACAUUAUUUAAAUAAACCUUGCUCAUAACUUGGUCAAGCAUAGAGUAUGGAUGCUAUUGGAGAAGGUCAGUAAAACGGAAGUUACUAGUUGAUUUCCACUUCACACAACUAAUUAUACCUAGUAAUAUUAUUUUCACAGUUAUUUAGCAGAGAAUCAGCUGUCAAGUCUUCCAGUACGGGAUGUCAAAGAGUUUAGAAUUCUUGUGGGCCAUACUCUUCAUCACAAAUCUCUGUGAGUAAAUACAAUUUCAGCUGCACUGAAAGAUCGUUCCCAGCCUGCAGUUCAAGCGUUUAAUCAGGGAAGCAAGUUAGCGUUGGAGGCCACCCUGUUUGAUCUUUUGAAAUUUUUAUCUCUCCCUACCUCUGCCUAAAAAAUUAAGCAUUGUGGCACAGCAAGGGUUUACCUCAGUGUAAGAACCUGGGAGAACCUUUGUUUUUUCUUAAUUAUUUUCAUAGGCUCUAUUGUUUUGACUUGUUCGUUCCAUUUGUUCUACGUCACUCUUUACACCACUCUUUUCUUACACUAAAAGGAGGCAAAGUUAUCACGAAAAGAGUACUGAGUGUUCUUAAAAACUACAGCAGGCUCGGGUGUCUCAUUUUCUUAUUCCUACAAACUCUUUUAUUGAGGCACAAGGGUAAACGACACUGAUAACUUAAGUUUCAAUCUAAAUUCCAUUUUGAUUCCCGACAUCCAAACAAACUCUAGGAUACAAACAACUUCAAUUCUUCGAAUAACUAAUGAGUUUCAUGAAUCAUAUUUCCUUACGUGAAAAAUAGAGACACUUUUCAGCUCUACCUCUAUCAUGUGUUGGUAGGCUUGAGUCUUUUUGUUAACCAUUCGGUGGCUGAAUGGUAGCGCUGAAUCGUGCAAUUAAAAGAAAAGAAUCUCUCUCUCAAAGGUGUUAGUCACUUACCUCUUGCGUAAACCGAAUCUGAAAUGUUUCUUUUGUAGGUUACGUUAGAAACGUCUUCCAUACUUAUUUUGUUCUGAAGUCCCUUCUGUUAAACAAACGAAGGUGUUAUAAAUUCCUAACCAGGGUACACUUAAAAUGAUAAUGUGAAAUUAUUUUCUUAUUAUCAUGUGUCGAUCCUGGUGCUUCUAUCAAAGAUUAUUCUUAUCACUCAAUGUUAAUGUCUUGCACUUUCAGGGUGCUUCAACGUUAUGCUGACUUAUUGUGCGGGCGUUGUGUGCAUAAUGCUUUGUGCGCGAUCUGACACGUGUUUUGCAUGAGGAGGCAUGGGUUGAGCGUAGAGGGCGUUGAUUGUCUGUGUUACGUGAAUCGUAUUAAAACAAUCUGAGACUGUAAUUUAUCUCCUUUUCAGAGAAAGGUGCGAUAGCUUGACUAUUUUAGAGUUGCAGAAUCGAGCCAAGGCAAGGGGACUGAAGACAACAUGUUUUGAUAAUCCAUAGUAAGUAAAAAUAUUGCAAAAGGAUACAAUAUCUCCAGCACCGUUCAUGUUGUUUUUCAGUAAAUUUUUAAGAUUAAGCCAGUCCAACGAAAACAUCCAGUUUUACUGGUCCACUUAAAAGAUUAUUAGAUAAUUUUUGCUUCUCUAACAAUGACAAUACCAGAAAAUUAUGGAGAUAUGAUUACCUUCUUUCUUUAAUUUUUCGUUUCCGAUUUUUCUCUUCAGCUUUAUUCGACAUCUUCUGUGCUUAGACAACCCAGGGGAUCCUUUGUGUCUUUUCAAGGUUUAUGACCAAGAUGUGUUGCCGGAGAAAUAAAUUUUUAAGUCGGGAAGUUCGUUGGUGUCUUAUUGUCUUUAACGCACGCCUCAUUGACUCGCAUUUCUACUCGCCUCUACGGGGCUGGAAAAAAUAGCGCGCGACUCGUAAAAUAUCCGCACGUGUUAUGUGUUUAACCAUCAAAUAAAGUACAUGUAUUUAAAAUGUCAUCAUAGACUAGAGGUUUUGUGUUGUGCAAGCAGAAGCCCUACACUUUCCUGUAUUGAUGAUAACAAAUUUAUCACACGACUUGCAUAUGCAUUCUUGAAAGGUGGAGUGUGGCCUAAAUAAAGUAUUUUAUCUCACAUAUGAAGAGGUGUCAAUUGUCAUAUAAAUAAAAUAUAAACAAAAUAAGGG
This is a messenger RNA of Pocillopora meandrina, 3842 nucleotides long. NCBI's taxonomy places the organism in Eukaryota, Metazoa, Cnidaria, Anthozoa, Scleractinia, Pocilloporidae. The record is from the annotation of a GenBank genome assembly.